Messenger RNA from Exophiala aquamarina CBS 119918, 1674 nucleotides. RefSeq lists its product as uncharacterized. The record is from RefSeq and is a predicted model, not a curated record. The coding region runs from base 1 to 1674 and encodes 557 amino acids. Gene Ontology annotation, molecular function: carbohydrate:proton symporter activity. Gene Ontology annotation, cellular component: membrane. Gene Ontology annotation, biological process: carbohydrate transport; transmembrane transport. The transcript is spliced from 8 exons. Lineage: Eukaryota; Fungi; Ascomycota; Eurotiomycetes; Chaetothyriales; Herpotrichiellaceae.
AUGGGCGAAGUGUGGCAACGUCUGCCAGGUAACACGCUUCUCAUCCUCCUCAAUGUCUUCACCGCAGUUGCACUAGUCUUUGAAGGCUAUAACCAAGGCGUAAUGGGAGGUGUCUCCGGUACUGCAGACUUCAUUCGCCUCACAAAGAUCGGCUCUGAUGGGGUCAUCACGGACUCGACCAGACAAGGUGGAAUUGUUGCCGCCUACUAUUUUGGAGCUAUGUGCGCCUGUUUCGUCGCCGGAUGGUUCGGUGAUACCUAUGGUCGAAAGAAGGGCGUCUGGUUCGGGUCUCUCUGGUGCAUUCUGGGCGGUGCUCUCAUGUCGGCCUCACAGAACGCAGAUAUGUUUAUCUGCUCCCGAGUCAUCACUGGCAUCGGCAUUGGCUUCAUCAAUACCCUCAUUCCGCCGUGGGUGAGCGAACUUGCCAAGUCCGAGACUAGAGGUGUCAACUUCACCUUUGUCUUUAUCUCUAAUUACAUUGGCAUCAUCCUGGCGUACUGGAUCAACUACGGCGUGAGCUUCACUGGCCGGCCCGAAUUUGUCUGGAGAUUCCCCUUGGCUUUCAUGACAGUGCCAGUCAUUAUUGUCGCAGUUACCAUCGCAUUUCUGCCAGAUUCUCCACGAUGGCUGAUCGCCAACGGCCGUCGCGAUCAAGCCGUUCAAGUGCUGGCAAAGAUCCGUGGUGACGUUCAACCGACCGACCCCGCCCUGGUCGCCGAACUCGAAGAGCUGGAGGCCAUUGUCGAAAAGACACGCCAUUCGCGAAAUCGUCUCUGGAAUAUUGCAAUUGGCCGUCACUCCGGUGCCUUGCACCUGGGCCGGCGUGCAUGGAUGGGAUUUUUUCUGAUGCAGAUGCUGAUGUGGAGUGGGAUCAUGGCCAUUACCACUUACUCAGGUGAAUUGUUCAAGGUUGCAGGUUUCACUGCCUCUAAAUCAGCUUGGAUGGGAGGCUUCUGCAAUUCUCUGGGUGGUGUGGUAGGAACAGCUGCAGCUGCACUUGUGAUUGACCGCUGGGGACGCAUCAAGUGUUUGCUUGUCGGUUUCACUACCGAGGGCAUAUCUCUCUAUAUCGUGGCUGCGUGCCUCAAAAUCGCCGAGGAUACCACGGACAAUCCGACAAAAGCUCGUCAAUUGGGUAUCACAGCAUCCUCAUUCUUUUUUGUCUUUUUGUGGUGCUUUUGUAUGUUCAUCAUCGUUCCAUGUUUCUUGUACCCGUCCGAGAUCUGGCCUCAGGAAGUUCGAGCUCAAGGUUAUGCAUUCACUGUCUUUGGCUGGGCAACUGGCAGCGGCUUGACCACACUACUUAUUCCCAUCAUGUUGGCAAAUAUCGGCUACGGUACCUUUUUACUUUUCGGCUCUUUCAAUCUCAUCGCUAUCCCAGCAGUCUAUUUCAUCUAUCCCGAAGUCCGUGGAAGAUCAUUGGAAGAAGUCAACUUGUUGUUUACUUCCUCUUCCAUUCUCGUUCGCGCGAACGAAGCCGAGUACCUCAAGAGGCUUGCGGAAGCCGGCGGCCAAGUCUCUGUUGCUGAGCGUCGUCUACUGGACGAGGUUGAUGCCUUGGGCAGAGAUGAGUCUGAUAUGCCCAAGACCCCAUCGAGCAAUGGCGUGAAUAGCUUGAAUGGGGAGAAGGGAGUACCUGGGGUGGUUCAUCAGUUGGACCAAACAUCUGCGUAA